Molecule: messenger RNA, 1732 nt
Organism: Xiphias gladius (swordfish)
Lineage: Eukaryota; Metazoa; Chordata; Actinopteri; Istiophoriformes; Xiphiidae
Gene: mcl1b
Product: MCL1 apoptosis regulator, BCL2 family member b
Exons: 4
Coding region: 134-1144 (336 amino acids)
Biological process (GO): mitochondrial fusion; release of cytochrome c from mitochondria; intrinsic apoptotic signaling pathway in response to DNA damage
Cellular component (GO): mitochondrial outer membrane
Molecular function (GO): protein homodimerization activity; protein heterodimerization activity; channel activity
Source: RefSeq, a predicted model, not a curated record
CAGCCCCGCCAUGGUGGAUGAAUAAACAUUAGGGUAACGGCUAGCUUUUUUUUGUUUUAUACGGGCUAGCUUCAAACCUCUACUAUCUUAAUUUUUACGGAAACAAUCUAAUUUUUCCAGCCAACAAAUCAAAAUGAAUAUUAUCAAGUCGACGAAGCGGACCGACUGCAACGUUUCAGGAGUCAUGAGCUGCUUUAUUCUUCCUCAAAAUGGAGUCGUGGAGGGACCGAUGCACUACGGCUCAGGAGGUCCCUCCGCGCAGAUUGGCGUGGGCUCAACAUUGGACUCUCACAACGGGAAUGUUGGUUCCGGCGAUACCCCUAAGCGGCCGAAGAACCUGGAAGUCAACUCAACAAAUGGGUAUGCAACAAAAAGCUGUCGGGAGGACAGCGACCUGGACGACAGCUCUUUGCCGUGUACCCCGGAUUUGCAUUCGGACAUUGAAAUCACCGUUUCCAGUUGCCCAGAAGAGUAUGAGGUGUUGGAGAAUGAUACUAGGCAACUCAUUAACAGUUUCCUGAUGGACUUUACAGGACGUCCGAAAUCACGGUUGACGGAAACCAAAGCACAGUUAACGAUGAAAAGAGUUGUGCAAGGCGUUUUGGAAAAACACAAAUAUACAUUCAAUGGUAUGAUCCAGAAACUGUCAUUGGAUAAGAGAGAGGAUGAUGUGAGGUUUAUCGGCGCAGUAGCCAGGAGUCUCUUCGCAGACGGCACCGCAAACUGGGGUCGAAUCGUCAGCCUGGUGGCCUUCGGGGGAGUUGUGUGUCAGUACCUGAGGGAGAAGAAGAGGGAGAACUGUGUGGAGCAAGUGGGGCAGGAGAUCUCCUCAUACCUGCUGUCUGACCAGCGGGACUGGCUGGUGAAAAACAACUCCUGGGACGGAUUUGUAGAGUUCUUCAGAGUAUCGGACCCAGAGUCGACGGUGAGGAACACACUCAUGGCCUUUGCUGGUUUCGCUGGUAUCGGGGCAACACUUGCCCUGUUGAUCAGGCCACAUCAAGCCUCAGGCAGGGGAAUCCUUGGUGAUGCUUUGUGGCUGGGCCCUUGUUUGUUCGGAUCCUCCCGUUGUCUUGGGUUACAGGACAAACAAAAUACUCAUCUAGGUCUAACGAGGAAAUGGAGCACAGCCUCUCCAUGGUGAUGAUCCACAGCAGACUUCCCCCAGUCCUCUCCUGCAGCUAAUGAUGUUAGCUGCCACCCUGCUCACCCCUGCACAGUUCAGUGUAAAUAACAGUAAGCUACACAAUGGGGAAUUGAGGCUGAGGCAAUUUCAUAGAGCAGUUUUCAACAUACACAAGCGGAUUGGGGGUGCAGAAAACAGACAGCAGCGCAGUGUGCUGGGGCUGAACAUGCAGUGCACCCAGUCUGUGAACGACCUUUAUGUUGUUAACCAGUGUAUUAGUGCAAUACGUUAAGUGUGUGUGCAUAAAUUUUCACUUCUGCCUAGAGUAUCCAUGCUGAAAAAUGUUUUACUUAAUAUAAGUUCCUUCUGUAUGGAGGAGUGCCUUUGUCUGUCUAUUGGUGACCUGUAUGUCGAGAUAUGCAAAUAGCAGUGAGAGGAGGUGAUAACCGAAACUUACCUACGCACACGGAACCCUUCGCUGUGGCAAAGUAAAACUAGUGAAAUUCGGGUAUCUAGAAAUGAGAACCCGAGCCCUGACAGGGCUGCACAUUACCGGAAGGGAAACCAUCUCUGGGCUACAUCUUGACAUGCUUUUAAAUAAAUUAA